Solanum stenotomum is the source of this 2463-nucleotide messenger RNA. RefSeq names its product DNA-directed RNA polymerase subunit beta''-like. The record is from RefSeq and is a predicted model, not a curated record. The transcript has a single exon. Bases 1 to 2463 code for a protein of 820 amino acids. NCBI's taxonomy places the organism in Eukaryota, Viridiplantae, Streptophyta, Magnoliopsida, Solanales, Solanaceae. Gene Ontology annotation, biological process: DNA-templated transcription. Gene Ontology annotation, molecular function: DNA-directed RNA polymerase activity; DNA binding.
AUGGAGGUACUUAUGGCAGAACGGGCCAAUCUGGUCUUUCACAAUAAAGCGAUAGACGGAACUGCUAUGAAACGACUUAUUAGUAGAUUAAUAGAGCACUUCGGAAUGGCAUAUACAUCACAUAUCCUGGAUCAAGUAAAAACUCUGGGGUUCCAACAAGCUACUGCUACAUCCAUUUCAUUAGGAAUUGAUGAUCUGUUAACAAUACCUUCUAAGGGAUGGCUAGUUCAAGAUGCUGAACAACAAAGUUUGAUUUUGGAAAAACACCAUCAUUAUGGGAAUGUACAGGUGGUAGAAAAAUUACGUCAAUCCAUUGAAAUAUGGUAUGCUACAAGUGAAUAUUUGCGCCAAGAAAUGAAUCCAAAUUUUAGGAUGACUGACCCUUUUAAUCCAGUUCAUAUAAUGUCUUUCUCGGGAGCUCGAGGAAAUGCGUCUCAGGUACAUCAAUUAGUAGGUAUGAGAGGAUUAAUGUCGGAUCCUCAAGGACAAAUGAUUGAUUUACCUAUUCAAAGCAAUUUACGCGAAGGACUCUCUUUAACAGAAUACAUCAUUUCUUGCUACGGAGCCCGUAAAAGAGUUGUGGAUACUGCUAUACGAACAUCAGACGCUGGAUAUCUCACUCGCAGACUUGUUGAAGUAGUUCAACACAUUGUUGUAUGUCGAACGGAUUGUGGCACCGCCCGGGGUAUUUCUGUGAGUCCUCGGAAUGGGAUAAUGCCGGAAAGGAUUUUUAGUCAAACAUUAAUUGGCCGUGUAUUAGCAGAUGAUAUAUACAUGGGUUCACGAUGUAUUGCCACUAGAAACCAAGACAUUGGCAUUGGACUUGUAAAUCGAUUCAUAACCUCAAUCUCUAUUCGAACUCCCUUUACUUGUAGGAGUACAUCUUGGAUUUGUCGAUUAUGUUAUGGCCGUAGUCCUACUCAUGGCGACCUGGUUGAAUUGGGGGAAGCUGUAGGUAUUAUUGCAGGUCAAUCGAUUGGAGAACCGGGUACUCAAUUAACAUUACGAACUUUUCAUACCGGAAGAGUAUUCACGGGGGGUACUGCAGAACAUGUGCUAGCCCCAUCUAAUGGAAAAAUAAAAUUCAAUGAGGACUUGGUUCAUCCGACACGUACACGUCAUGGGCAUCCCGCCUUUCUAUGUUCUAUAGACUUGUAUGUAACUAUUGAGAGUGAAGAUAUUCUACAUAAUGUGAAUAUUCCACCCAAAAGUUUGCUUUUAGUUCAAAACGAUCAAUAUGUAGAAUCAGAACAAGUAAUUGUUGAGAUUCGCGCAGGAAUAUCCACUUUGAAUUUUAAAGAGAAGGUUCGAAAACAUAUUUAUUCUGAUUCAGACGGAGAAAUGCACUGGAGUACCGAUGUCUAUCAUGCACCCGAAUUUACAUAUGGUAAUGUUCAUCUAUUACCAAAAACAAGUCAUUUAUGGAUAUUAUUAGGAGGGCCGUGCAGGUCCAGUCUAGUCUACCUUUCGAUCCACAAGGAUCAGGAUCAAAUGAAUGCGCAUUCUCUUUCUGGCAAGCGAAGAUAUACUUCUAACCUCUCAGUAACCAAUGAUCAGGCGAGGCAGAAAUUGUUUAGUUCGGAUUUUUAUGGUCAAAAAGAAGAUAGGAUUCCUGAUUAUUCAGACCUUAAUCGAAUCAUAUGUACUGGUCAGUAUAAUCUCGUAUAUUCGCCUAUUCUUCACGGGAAUUCUGAUUUAUUGUCAAAAAGGCGAAGAAAUAAAUUCAUCAUUCCACUACACUCGAUUCAAGAACUCGAGAAUGAACUAAUGCCCUGUUCAGGUAUCUCGAUUGAAAUCCCCGUAAAUGGUAUUUUCCGUCGAAAUAGUAUUCUUGCUUAUUUCGAUGAUCCUCGAUACAGAAGAAAGAGUUCGGGCAUUAUUAAAUAUGGGACUAUAGAAACGCAUUCAGUCAUCAAAAAAGAGGAUUUGAUUGAGUAUCGAGGAGUCAAGGAAUUUAGGCCAAAAUACCAAAUGAAAGUAGAUCGAUUUUUUUUCAUUCCUGAAGAGGUGCAUAUCUUGCCCGGAUCUUCUUCCAUAAUGGUACGGAACAAUAGUAUCGUUGGGGUCGAUACACAAAUCACCUUAAAUCUAAGAAGCCGAGUCGGUGGGUUGGUCCGGGUGGAGAGAAAAAAAAAACGAAUUGAACUGAAAAUCUUUUCUGGAGAUAUCCAUUUUCCUGGAGAGACGGAUAAGAUAUCCAGACAUACCGGCGUUUUGAUACCACCAGGAACAGGAAAAAGAAAUUCCAAGGAAUACAAAAAAGUUAAAAAUUGGAUCUAUGUCCAACGAAUUACACCUAGUAAGAAAAGGUUUUUUGUUUUAGUUCGACCUGUCGUCACAUAUGAAAUAACGGACGGUAUAAAUUUAGGAACCCUUUUUCCACCGGAUCCAUUGCAGGAAAGGGAUAAACAAAUCCUUUUUUUCAAAUAUUUUUGUGCAAAAGUAUUUAACAGUUUAUUUUGA